Messenger RNA from Schistosoma guineensis, 729 nucleotides. NCBI's taxonomy places the organism in Eukaryota, Metazoa, Platyhelminthes, Trematoda, Strigeidida, Schistosomatidae. The record is from the annotation of a GenBank genome assembly.
AUGGAUGAACUACCUGCUAUUCAGUUAUCCGAUCUAAAUGAAUUUAUAACAUGUAAAUUAUGUAAAGGUUAUUUAAUUGAUGCUGUUUCGAUAACUGAAUGUCUUCACCCAUUCUGUAAAUCUUGUAUAGUUAAGUAUUCAGAAGAAAAACGCGAAUGUCCUGUUUGCGGGAUUCUCAUCCAUCAAAGUCACCCAUUAAAUUAUAUGAGUUUUGAUCGUACUCUUCAAGAUAUUGUUUAUAAAAUUGUACCAGAUUUAAAACAAAAAGAGAGACAACGUCGUGAGGUCUUCUAUAGAUCUCUUGGAAAAACUCCACCUCCCUCAGAAGACUUAGGCAAAGAAACUCAUGUAUUAGUCAGUAAAGAGAAUAUCACAGGUGCAGUUCCAUCUGAUUCUGACGGAUUAACUUCCAAUUUUGAUUCGGAUUAUCAUCGUAAAGAUGAACAAGUCAAUAUACAACUUGAACCGGGAUCUGAUAAUCUGGAACCAUUAACUGAGAAAUAUCUACGACUUUCAUCGAGGGCUACAGUGACACACUUACGAAAAUAUGUUGCUCAACAAGUUCUUCAUGAUAUAUCUAAGUUUCAUGAAAUUGAUAUUUUUAUACAAAAUAAUGAAGAUGGUACUUUUCUUGGUCGCGAUCAUGUAUUGAAAUUUGUUCGUGUUGUUUAUUGGAAUGAUGUCGAACCGAUGCCACUGCAAUAUCGUUACAGCAGAAUGAUUUACUAA